This is a messenger RNA of Musa acuminata subsp. malaccensis (wild Malaysian banana), 922 nucleotides long. The record is from RefSeq and is a predicted model, not a curated record. NCBI's taxonomy places the organism in Eukaryota, Viridiplantae, Streptophyta, Magnoliopsida, Zingiberales, Musaceae.
ACUGUUUGGUUCUCUCCGAGCUCGGGCACCCCCGACGAAAAGGUUUUGAUGCAAACAAGCAUCCGUAGUUGUGGAAUCUUUCACGUUUGCUAUUCCUUUGUACCUGUGGAAAUAUCUAGUCUUUGGUUGAAUCGAUCCGAUUGCGGUGAGAGGAACGAUCAGAAGAAAGCAACGCAUAAAGGAAACGAGAUUAGGAUGUUGGUCGCAUGCAAUUGAACCUGAUUGUUUCGGUUGGAGAGAAAGCCCAGUGGAGAAUAAAAUUAUAAUUGAAGCUUAAGAUGGCAGCAUCAAAGAUUCAAGCUCUAUGGAAUCACCCAGCUGGCCCAAAAACCAUUCAUUUUUGGGCUCCAACAUUCAAGUGGGGAAUUAGUAUUGCAAAUGUUGCAGACUUCUCCAAGCCACCUGAAAAGAUUUCUUAUCCUCAGCAAGUUGGUGUGUAUAUCCUAUUGUCAAUUUGUGGCAAUAAGUGUCUGUUUAACUUUUCCUCCAUAUUCUUUGCUAAACGAGACUGUCAUUGUUUGAUGUUGGCAGCUGUUACUUGUACUGGGCUCAUCUGGUCACGUUACAGCACAGUCAUUACACCUAAGAACUGGAACCUUUUCAGCGUUAAUGUAGUGAUGGCUGGGACAGGCAUAUAUCAACUGGCUCGCAAAACUCGGCAUGAUCACUUUUCUGAGGUACAAGUACCAGGAAAAGAAUGAGAUAUUUAUGGACUCCAGAUCUUUGUUUGAGUUAACAACAACAACCUUAUUUCUUCCGUUCAACAUGUACCUUUUGAAAGUGACGAGGGGUUGAGUAUUCAUAAUAUUGAUUAUCUCAAAUAUGCCCUCCGAACCAAAAGAAUUUUAUUAUAUUUAAAUAACUCAAAUAAUAUUUGGAUACAUGUUAUAUGGUAAUGUUCAUUCUUGGAACUUCACUUUUA